UCCCUACCCCAGUAGUCAGGGUGCAUACAUUUAUGACACGAUCGUACGCGGUACGAGUCGAAUGUUUGCCUGCGCCCGGUUCGGACCGCGUUUCUGUGUUGAUGUACUGCGAUCGUGUGCGAUACAGCUGCAAAAGGCAAAACGGCGAUUUAUCAACAGAACGGAACGCAUUUCGAUUGCUCGGUUGUGAUUCGGUGCUUUUGUUCGGAUAGUUCGAAUACUAUUUCGGUGUAACGUUUAGUGUGACGAGUGAAUAAUGGUUACCAACUAAAUCAUGAAUUUGUCAAAGUACCGGAGGUUUUCAGUUGGCUCGCUGUGUUUUUUUUUUGCUGCAAGACGACAUCCGAUCAAGUGUGACACCGUGCAGUUCUAGUGAUAAAUUAAUCUAGCCCCUUGCUGCGAUGCCGCAAUCGCGUGACUAGACGACCUUGUGCUUACUUAUUUUCUAGCUAUUUUACUGUCCCGCUUCGGUGGAGGAGCGCAAGCAAUCGCAAAAGCCCAAGUGAAGUGGCAAAUUGGGCAUGCUGCGCGUACACUGGCCGCAACAAUUUAGGUGCGAGCUGAUUGCAUAUGUAACGCAUGUUUAACGAUACCGCCUCGAUACAAUUUAAGCAAAAAGGAAAAAAAUACAGCUCCUAAUCGGGACUACAAUUGAAUGGUGCGAUCGGCAAACUCAGCAUAAUAAUAUAAACCAGACGUUGUAAAAAAGUUUUAAAAGAAUACUCGUACAACUAUAUCUCAAAUGACGGUGAAACCGGCGGUUGUAAUUGGUACAGGGAUGACCGUCCGACCGGUAGCACAUUUCGCGCAAAAUGCAUCAGAGCGCGAGCAGCGACGACGCUCGAUCGUGAUACUUUCGCUACUCGCCGCAUGUGCGUUCCUGUUUGUGCUGUCACUCUGUCUGCUGACAGCACUGGUGAUGGUUGGGCGCAAUCUGUCAUCGGAUGCUGGCAGUCAUUCGGCUUUGACAGCUGCUACCGAUGAUAUGCAUUUAUUUAAAAACAACAACAACAUUCCACCGUACGACGGCGAAAACACAGCCAGUGAUAACGGAACCGGCGGACAGUACAAUCGCAGCACCAUCUUCCUACCGAACUCGGUGUUUUAUUCCGUGACACCAACGGCAACCGGAUCCGAGCCGGCCGGUUCAAUGAAUCGGGUGUUCAAGAUGGGCACACAAGUAGUGGAAAAGUUGGGCUUCCGGUUACCGCGCCACGUUGCACCGGUACACUAUGAGCUGUGGUUGCAUCCGGAUCUGCAGCGUGAAACUUUUGCCGGACGCGUUGGCAUCGAGCUGAAUGUGUCCGAAUCGACGAACUAUAUUGUGCUGCACAGCAAGCGGCUAACCAUCACGGAAACGUUGCUGCGUAAGCUUGGCGUUGAAGAGCGUCCGGAGCAUGAGAUCAAUAUAUCCCGUGCAUACGAAAUGCCGGAGCAUGACUACUGGAUCAUCGAAACGCAAACCGAAAUAGAGGCCGGUGCGUAUCGGCUAAAUAUGCAAUUUAAUGGUAGCUUGGCGGAUCGUAUCAUUGGAUUCUAUAGCAGCAGCUACCUAGACAAGACUACGAACCGGACGAGAAAAAUUGCAACAUCCAAGUUUGAGCCAACGUUCGCCCGGCAAGCCUUCCCGUGCUUCGACGAGCCGCACCUAAAGGCCGAAUAUACGAUCCACAUGAUUCAUCCGUCUGGCGAUGAGUACGAGGCACUGUCCAACAUGAACGUGACGGAAACGUUGGAAAACCAACCUACGGCAGGUUUAAGCACAACAACGUUCGAGCGAAGCGUAAGGAUGAGCACAUACCUCGUCGUGUUUAUCGUGAGCGAUUUCCAGUACAAGCAGGUACUGAUCGAACCGGUGCAUGGCGACAAAUUUCCGCUGCGCGUCUACGCCACACGCUUCCAGCAGAACAACAUCGAUUUUGCGCUUGACACCGCACGCAUCAUCAUUGAGUAUUAUGUGAGGUAUUUCGGAAUCGCUUACCCACUGCCCAAGCUGGAUAUGGCCGCCAUACCGGACUUUGUGUCCGGUGCGAUGGAAACGUGGGGUUUGGUCACGUACCGCGAAACGUCUAUCCUGUACAACAAGGACACGAGCAGUACGGCCAACAAGCAGCGGGUGGCAGGCGUGAUUGCGCACGAGCUGGCCCACAUGUGGUUCGGCAACCUGGUAACGAUGCAGUGGUGGAACGAGCUGUGGCUAAACGAGGGUUUCGCGAGCUACAUCGAGUACAAGGGCAUGCACGAAGCGAACCCGGACUGGGGCAUCGAGGAGCAGUUCAUCAUCGACGAUCUGCACGGUGUGCUGAACCUUGACGCUACAAUUGGUUCGCAUCCGAUCGUAAUGUCGGUGGAAAAUCCGAAUCAAAUUACGGAAAUUUUCGACACGAUCACCUACUCAAAGGGUGCCUCGGUUAUACGCAUGCUGGAGGACUUUGUGACACCGGCCAUUUUCCAGCAGGGUGUCACGCGCUACCUAACCAAGCUGGCCUUCUCGAACAGCGUGUCGGAAGAUCUGAUGCGCGAACUGGACGAACUUGUGUCGACGGUGAGUGUUUCAUCCGUGAUGGAUACGUUCACGAAACAGAAAGGUUUACCAGUGGUGACGGUCACACCGAACGCACGCCAGUACGUGCUGCGGCAGCAGCGUUUCCUAGCCGAUAAGGAUGCAAACGAGACGGAAGAAUCACCGUUCAAUUACCGCUGGUACAUACCGAUCACGUACGUUGCGAGCAAUGACGCACCGGGUGCCGAACCGCAUCGCAUUUGGUUCCCGAACGAUGAGACCGAGGUGGUGAUCGAGAUGCCGGAAGGGAGCACCUGGAUUAAGCUGAACUAUCGCCAGAUCGGGUACUAUCGGGUGAACUAUCCGGUGGAGAUGUGGGAACAGUUUGGUGAAGCAUUGCUUCGAAACGUAGACACGUUCACGAUCGGCGAUCGUACCGGGCUGUUGAACGAUGCGUUCGCUUUGGCAGACGCUACCCUGCUGCCGUACAACCAUGCACUCGAUUUGACGCGCUAUUUGAGUAACGAAAGCGAGUACGUACCGUGGUCGGCCAUUGCGAGCAAGCUGAAGACGAUCCGCAAUCUGCUGUACAACUACAAUUCGUACGAUGACAUCACGAGGUACACACGUACGUUAGUUAGCGAGGUGGUCCAAUCAGUCGGUUGGGAUGUGCCCGAAAAUGGUGAACAUAUGAAGAACCUGCUGCGUACCACGAUCCUCGAUCUGGCCUGCUCCUUUGGACAUUCGGAAUGUCUGGCCGAAGCGAAUCAACGCUUCCUGGGUUGGCUUAACAAUGGUGACACUAUUCAUCCCGACUUACGCUCCGUUGUCUACACCUACGGCAUACAGUCGAACGUAUCCGUCGACGAAUGGGACAAGGUGCUGGACCGUUUCCGCGAUGAGAACGAUGCGAAUGAAAAGACGAAACUGAUGGUUGCCUUAGCCUCAUAUCCACACCAGCGCACGAUGCGUCGGUUUUUGGACCUGUCCUGGAAUACGGCACUCGUGCGCACGCAGGAUCAGCUUAGCUGCAUCCAGUACAUAGCCGCGAAUCGUGAAGGCGAACAAGCGGCUUGGGAGCAUGUGCGCGAAAACUGGCCCCGCCUGGUGGAACGAUUCGGUAUCGGUGAGCGUAAUCUCGGUCGCAUGAUUCCAUCGAUUACCGGGCGGUUCACGACACUGGCACGCUUGAACGAGCUGGAAGACUUCUUCGCCCGCUAUCCGGAAUCGGGUGCUGGUGCGACCGCUCGGCUGCAAGCGCUUGAAAACAUCCAGAACAACAUCAGCUGGUUACAGCGCAACGAAGCAAACGUGGCCGCGUGGUUGAAGGAACCGGCAGUAUAGUGUCUAAUGGAAGGUUUUCGACCGACCACGGUCGGUGUGUGAAAGUGAAUAAAAAGUUUCUGCCUCGAUUUGUGCUCUAAGAGAUCAAAUCGCAGGUACACGUCCCAUGUA
Molecule: messenger RNA, 3958 nt
Organism: Anopheles funestus (African malaria mosquito)
Lineage: Eukaryota; Metazoa; Arthropoda; Insecta; Diptera; Culicidae
Product: glutamyl aminopeptidase
Exons: 5
Coding region: 743-3847 (1034 amino acids)
Biological process (GO): peptide catabolic process; proteolysis
Cellular component (GO): cytoplasm
Molecular function (GO): metalloaminopeptidase activity; peptide binding; zinc ion binding
Source: RefSeq, a predicted model, not a curated record